Messenger RNA from Ostrea edulis (European flat oyster), 1467 nucleotides. RefSeq lists its product as uncharacterized. The transcript has a single exon. Bases 1 to 1467 code for a protein of 488 amino acids. The record is from RefSeq and is a predicted model, not a curated record. Lineage: Eukaryota; Metazoa; Mollusca; Bivalvia; Ostreida; Ostreidae.
AUGUCGCGUCCAAAUACAGGCAAGAACGAUAAAGAAGUCAACGCCGUUAUCUUCAACAUGAAAGAACAGAGAUGUCUAUUGAAGAACUUGCACACGCUUGAUGCCGAGGCAUCGUAUUCCUUAAAGUUGAUAGACCUCAACAACCGAGGGAUUAAACUCUUUUAUCGGCGGUUUAAAGAUAAAGUGAAUAAAAUCAAAUCCCACUUACAGAGUGACGAAAUAGCUCAUCUCAAGAUUCUGGAUGCAAGUGGAAAAAUGAAGGAACUUGUAAAGCCAUUGAAUAUUACAGGUGCGUUGAGGAUUGCUGAUGCAGAGAAACGUCUGAAACUGCAAGGCCGGGAUAACCAGCGAAUGUCAAGAAGCGCAUUAUAUAGACGAGAUAGUGAUGCAUUUUCGAUGUCUCCUCGUCAACUUCGUCCAAACACAUGCAUAGGUAAUCUAAGAAGAGACUCAGUACGUCCAACACGACCUAGAAGUUUGUCAUCAGGAAGACAUAAUUCUGUUGUAGCGUUAUCAUCUCCAUUAUCAAAAGAUGAAAAUAAAAACCAGGCAGUAAACAACGCGAGCAAACCGGAUAUUGUAGCGAUUAGUUCAUCCGGGAUUGAAACAAAAACAGACAGGUCAGAAAACGUUUCUAUACACUUAACGUCUUCGGAAAAUCAACUACAAAAUACAGAUCAAGCGACUACGCGUACUGUAGUUGAAAAACACAGUGAAACAUUGAAUUCUAACUUUCACCAGGCGUCAGUACCACGCAUGAUAGUGACACCGAUAGAGCUGAACCACCAAGCGGAAGAUCACGGGAAUAUACAGCAACAUGGUGAAUCUGAUAAGGAUGUGCAAAAUGAAAAGGUUCCAAACAAAAAAGUUACGAUUGUUGAAGAUUUCGAGACUUUCAGGAAAUCAGCCAUAGAUAAAAGGAGUCAUAGUAGGGGAUCUUCCAUUACGAGGAUGAGUGCCGCUGCAGCCGUGAAGGUGGGAUUGUUUUCCUGUCAUACGCACAGUCAGGAUCAACUGAAAGAAUCUGCGAAAUCGGUCUCAAAUCAUGGAGAUUCCUUAGGCAGUUACGUAAUAGACGAUCCCUACGAAGAGCGCCGUAGAACGUUGUUGGAUAUUGAACAUUCAUAUGCCAAUAAUUUGAAUGAAAGGAAGGAUGAAUUUUUGGAUGAUCUUGAAGCGUAUAUUAACAUGCAAACUGCUGAGAUUGUACCUGUUACUAUAGAUUCAGAGGAUCCAACCCUGGCACCACCACCCAGAGAGUCAAAAUUGGAAAAACUAACGCGGCGUGAAAUGCGUUUAUUUCGAGAACAAGCAAAUCGUCUUUCGCAGGCAGAUCGAGGGCUUCGAGGGCAGGAUUUAUGGAAAGAUAUCACAAAGUGUAGGUAUCUGAGGAUGGAUGACGAUAAGAUGGAUCUAAAUGGCUUGGUGUGUUUGGCCAAAAACCAAAUGAAACUUGGAAAUUUAUAA